Prorocentrum cordatum is the source of this 2371-nucleotide messenger RNA. Lineage: Eukaryota; Dinophyceae; Prorocentrales; Prorocentraceae. The record is from the annotation of a GenBank genome assembly.
UCGGUGGAAGUACUUUGUUGGGGACAUGUCGCAGCCAGGGGCAACGUUAAGGGGGGGAUAGGCCCAGGGAGGUACACAUCGGCCUCCAACCGCGCAUUUAUCGCCGGUAGGGGCCCGAUAGCGGACCCCGCCCAGGAGAGUGCGGAUUCGUUCUCGGGGGCCUAUUGCCGAUCUAUCGGCGACGUACCGCCGAUUCCAGCUCGGUGUUUCCCCACUGAGCGGGUCCCCCCCUAACGCUGCCCUUCAGGAUAUGUGGCAGUGGAACGUUCUGGAUGUUCUUCUGGCAGCCUGGGGCGUGCACGCCGUGUGUCAGGGCAGGAGCACGUUCACUUAUCGAAGACGAUUGUGCGUUUCUUUCGCCUGGUGCGGCUGCUCAGAGUAACCAGCAACGCGCUCUGCCUCCGCGACCUCCGCCUCAUGGCCUGCACGCUGCUGCAGUCGCUGGUGUCGAUCUUCUGGGCGUUUGUGCUCCUCUUCGUCGUCAUGUACUGCUUCGGCGCCUGUUUCACGGAUGCGGUGUCCGGCUUCCUAGCAGGCACCGAUCGCACAGGCGCCGGCGACGGGCACCACGUCCACGAGGAGAUUCCUGGCGCCGUCUGGAUCAGCUGUACGGGUCCUUGCCCAGGACCAUGUGGACGCUGCUCCUCGCGAUCACGAACGGCGCGGACUGGACGACGCUUGCGGAACCGCUGGCGGAUGUGCACAUGGUAUACGUGGCCAUUUUCGCAGUGUACGUCGUUCUGGUCCUCGUCGGGGCGCUGAACGUUCUUACCUCCGUCUUCGUGGAGCGCGCGCGGGAGCUCAGCAGUUCGGACAGGGACCUCGCCACGCAGGCAGAGCUGGCCUCGCAGGAGGCGUUCAUCGUGGAGAUGCGGCGCAUCUUCGAGGAGGUGGACGGGGACAAGGACGGCAUGAUCACCUGGGAGAAGUUCAGGGACUAUCUGAAGAACGAGCAGGCCCAGGCCUUCUUCACGACGCAGGCGCUCGAUACCUCCGACGCCGCCGGGCUGUUCAGCUUGCUGGACAAGGACGGCAGGGGCAAGAUCAAGGUUGAAGACUUCGCCCUGGGGUGCAUGAAGCUGCGCGGGCAGGCCAAGAGCUCGGAGGUGGCCACCCUUCUGCGCGAGAGCCGCAAGGCGAGCCGGAAGCUCAUGACGGAGAUCCGCCAGCUGAAGGACCAGCUCGAGCUGGGCCAGCCGGGCGAGGUGGAGCACGCCGGCCUGCGGCGCGGCGCAGCGCGCCGGGCGGCGAGCUGCACGCCCUCUCGCACGGGGCGUUCGGGGAGACGUUCGUCCACGCCUGGUCGCAGUACGACGCAGCCUCCCCGCCGACGUCGAGGCAGUGCUGCUCGUGAGCGACGACGCGGCCUUCAGCGGCGCGCACUUCCGUCCCAGACCUGGAGGUGGGGCCAGAGCGCCGCAUAGCGCGAGCGAUCUCCCACAAAGUGAAGCACAGCUAGGCCGCACUACAUUUUUAACUGCUAUCAUGCUGUAGUCGAUACACAGUGGCCCCGAAGUCGGUUCGACAGCUCGAUCGAUCGAGAUGACGGUUGGAUUCUCUGCUACGCGAUGGGCCGCCUGUGCUUGAUGAGGCACAGCGACUCCCAGCAGGAACCACCUCUGUCAUUUCUGGCCUGUUUACUCACCGAGUCAUGCCUGCGAUAUUGAUCCAGGGCAGGUGUGGGUUUCUCGCCUAGCUAUACUCCAUGAAUGUUUUGUUUUGUUGCUUGGACACGCGACUGCCUGGCAAUGACCACGCGCGUGCCCACGCAGCGGCGCUGGACAACAGCAGCGCUUUUCUCUGCUCACUCUUGCGUUACUGCGCCUGCCGACCCCUGGAGGGUGUUUUGAGGCCACGGGGAUGACACGUCAUUCUACGCCCGACUGCCAUCGAUAGUAUGAUCGCACUCGGUGCAGCACAUACCAUACUUCGCUUUGAGGCAUUUUCUCUUGGCUUGGUAUUGGCCAUGCCAUCCUGUAAUACCUGCCAGAGUGCACCCAAGACAGUCAGUUCCUACACACAUUCGAUGUGCAACAUGUGUGGUGCAACCUGUGUAUGGUGUAGCUGAUGUGUUGCAUGGCGCGAUUCAAGGCUGCCUGACAGAGUCCCGAGCAGCAACCGCGGCGACGCCGAUGACACUGGCGGCGCAGCGACCACGGCGACCACGGCGACCACGGCGCGGCGGGAAGCCAUUUUUGACUCCAGGCGGCCGCCGAGAACGGCGACGGGGCGAAUAUGCCUAGAGUCCCCAGCUGGCGCACGAGGCGCCAUGGGGGCGCCCAGGGCUUGCAGCGUCGCGGGAGCCCAGAUGCCCUGCCCCUCCUCCUCCUCCUCCUCCUCCUCCUCCUCCUCCUCCUCCUCCUCCUCCUCC